This is a messenger RNA of Drosophila ficusphila, 3067 nucleotides long. Its product is annotated as sialin. Gene Ontology annotation, biological process: transmembrane transport; monoatomic anion transport. The transcript has a single exon. The coding region runs from base 1424 to 2869 and encodes 481 amino acids. Gene Ontology annotation, molecular function: transmembrane transporter activity. The record is from RefSeq and is a predicted model, not a curated record. NCBI's taxonomy places the organism in Eukaryota, Metazoa, Arthropoda, Insecta, Diptera, Drosophilidae.
CCAAAACGAGGGAAAAGAGGAAAAAUUAAUAUAAUACUGCACCGAACUGACCUGACCUGCAUUUCUGGUCUAGAACGGAUAAAACCUGACGAAGCUCCAAAGGAAGUCGAAACGGAAAUGAACAAAAAAUGUUAGCAACAGGGGAAAAGCGUGGAGGGCGCCAGAGUAUCGUUGCUGCGGAGCGGUGAUUGAAAGCAUAAGCCAUAGCGGAUAGCAGGAAAAAGUUUUUCACAAAAGUAAGCUAACUUAGACAUGGAAACAAACAAACAAAACAAUUCCAGUCAAGCUAAAGCCGAAGCAAAGCAAAAUGAACCGCGCCGGAGAAGCAAACCAAAACCAAAAACGAACCGAAGUGAGGCGAGUUCAACUGAACUAAAACCUAGGGAAAAGUUUUUGGCCCUUCGCACUCGAUAGGUAAACAAUGCUCCAACGGGGAUGUAAGUUGGCAAGGAGGAAUGCUACUGGAAGGAGUUCGAGGUGCUGAGAAUGGAAUUGAAAAUGAAAGACAACUUGACGGCGACUUCAUUUCAUGAUUAAGUUGCCCAUAUCGAUUUCCUUUCAACAGACUUUAUGAUGAUGAAAAUGGAAGCCCUUCUUCUUCUACUUCUUCGUCUUCGUCUUCUACUUCUUUUUCUUCUUAUUCUUCUUCUUUGGUUAGGCCACCGCAAGGACCUGCGCCUGCGGUUGUCAAAACCCACCGAACUUCUCAUCCUGCUCAACCAAGUGAGGACACAUGUGUGACUGACUCACUCACAUUCAAAACAAUAGAUGACGCCGAUGGAGGCGAAGAACAAGAAAAGGUUGCAAAACACACAUAAAUUUUGAGGCAAAUGUAAUUGUUAGGGACAUCUUGGGACGGGUCUUCUGUAUAGCCGCCAAGUAGUCGUCGGGUAAACACAAAAAAAAAAAGAAUAAGAAACCCACAGAUGGUGAAAGCAGGCACAUGGAAGGAACAGGAUGUAGGUUUUUGUCGAGGGCACACCGUUAUACAUAUGCUCAAUAUGCUGAGCUAAGUGUUUUAGAGCCGAAAAAAAUUAUAAACAAUAAUAUAAGAACCCUAAAACACAGAAGAUUUUUUUUAUUUAUAAACAUGAGUAAUCAUAAGCUUUUAUUCAUAGCCCGAAAAUAAGUAGUGCUCUAAAAAAAAUACGAAAUCUAUAUAAAAGAAAAAAAACUCUCAUUAAAUAUUUUGUUAACCUGGAAGUGUUAAUCAUUUUCGAAGCUGGUAUAAAAAUCAUAUUGACAUUCGUAAUUUCAUUGCAUUUGUAAGCGACAACAAAGUUGAUUUACAACCUUUUUUGGUCACAUAGGCAUUUGUUAAGAGUUCAUAAAAACUAACGCACACUAAAAAAAAUUAAAACGCAUAUUGUUAUUUUGACAUAAUUCCAAAUUCUGGUAUUUUAAAAGAAAAGAAAACCGUUUAAUGGCGGAUCCUAAAGAGCAGCCUAAAUGGGGCACAACACUAUCUAAAUUCUUCAUUGUACCCCAACGAUGGAUUCUGGCCAUAAUGGGAUUCUUCGCCAUCUUCAAUGCCUAUACGAUGCGAGUGUGUCUUUCGCAGGCCAUUACGGUGUUGGUGGUCAAGAAGAAUUACUCAGCGGCACAUGAGAGCGAAGCCAUCUGCGAACCAGAUGACGAAAGUUCACCAACUGCCCGCGAAGGAGGCUCUUACGAAUGGUCUGAAGAGAAACAGGGUCUGAUCCUGGCCUCCUUCUACAUUGGAUACAUUGUUACCCAUGUGCCUGGUGGCAUUUUAGCGGAUAAAUUUGGCGGAAAGUGGACGCUGAGCCUUGGAAUUCUGGCAACUGCGUUUUUCACAGUUGUCACACCGGUGUGCAUCGUUGAAGGCGGCAGCGAUGCAUUGAUCGUGCUCCGUGUCCUGAUGGGACUUGGUGAGGGUACCACCUUUCCGGCCCUAAGUGUUUUGCUGGCCUCCUGGGUUCCGGCCAGCGAGCGCGGAAUGCUGGGCGCCUUGGUUCUCGGCGGCGGUCAGGUUGGCAGUAUCGCUGGUAACCUGCUGUCCGGCAUAAUACUCGACUCGAUGGAUUGGCCUUAUGUGUUCUACUUCUUUGGCAUAUUAGCCAUUGUCUGGUUCAUCAUAUUCACGGUGCUGUGCUUUAGCAGUCCGUAUACCCAUCCCUUCAUAAAACCGUCGGAACGUGAGUUUCUAGCGCAAGAAAUACCGCCGAAGGACAAAAAUCAACCGAAGACUCCGUGGAAGGCCAUCUUCACCAACGUACCGAUGUAUGCCUUAAUAAGUGCACAGAUUGGUCAUGACUGGGGAUUCUACAUCAUGGUCUCAUAUCUGCCCAAGUACAUGGCAGAUGUCCUGCGAUUCUCUAUAAAGUCCAACGGGCUCUAUUCCUCAUUGCCCUAUGUAACCAUGUGGAUUAUGUCGCUUGUGAGUGGUUGUGUGGCCGAUCAGAUGAUCAAGCGAAAUUGGAUGAACACAACGAACACAAGGAAAGUUAUGACAGCAUUGGCCGCCUUUGGACCGGCCGUCUUCAUGGUGGCCGCCUCCUAUGCCGGCUGUGAUCGAGCACUCGUUGUUACCUGCUUCACGAUCUGUAUGGGUUUGAUGGGAACCUACUAUGCUGGAAUGAAGCUCACGCCGCUGGACUUGAGCCCCAACUAUGCCGGCACCUUGAUGGCGAUCACCAACGGAAUUGGUGCUCUCACUGGAGUGAUAUCGCCCUAUCUAGUGGGAGUUAUGACCCCGAAUGCCUCCAUGAUGGAGUGGCGAAUCGUUUUUUGGCUGGCAUUCGCUGUGCUCUGCGCCACUGCCGUUGUGUAUUGCAUUUGGGCCUCGGGUGAAGUGCAGACUUUCAAUGACGGCACCAAUUCUAACAAAAAACCCGAAGCUAAAUAAGUUAAUGAUUUGGACAAGCAAACUUUUUGAGUCUUGCACUUUUUAUUAUAGUGUCUCUUGUGGUGAUGCGAAUUGAGGAAACUGUUUGUUAACCUCAUUUUUCCGAUGCGUCGAUUCAAGAUAAAUGAUUAUUAUGUGCGCAAGAUUUAAAUAUUAAAAUGCUGUAUUCCAUAAAAAAAAUACAAAUACUUAGUUUCA